GUCAUGGAGAAGAAACUAGAGGAGCUGAAGCAGCAGCUAGAAAAACAAUGUAUGAUAAACCAGGAGCUGCAGAGGAAAAACAAAGAUCUGGAGCAACGGCUGCAGGAGAAAGAGAAACUUUUGCAGGAGCUGCACGGUCAAUAUCAUGGUCUGGACUGUCCCUCUCAGAGCGGUAAUGAAAUUGAACCGGAGGUCAGAAGGAGCCGUGCGGCAGUCAUUGCCUCUGAACCGAUCCCCGAGACCCUGGAGAUUACACGCACCAGGGUCAAGAAAAUGGUCAGCGAGACUAAUCUGAUCGUCAAAGCCAUCCAGAAGAAUGACUUCCUGAGCCGCCUCGACGAUGAGCAGACAGCCAUGAUGGUGGACCUCUUAUCGGAAUCCAGCUUCAAACCGGAUGAAGACGUCAUCAAAGAGGGCUCAGAAGGAGACAGCAUGUACAUAGUAGCAGCUGGUGAGCUCCUUGUCACUCAGGCAGGCCGAAGCCUCCGCAGCCUGACCACUGGUGAUGUGUUCGGGGAGCUGGCCAUCCUGUACAACUGCAAACGGACCGCAACGGUCAAAGCAAAGACAGCAGUGCGUCUGUGGUCCAUGGAGCGACAGACAUACAGGACCAUCAUCACCAACAAGUCCAAGAAGAAGCGAGAGCAGCUCAUGGGCUUCCUAAAGACGUCUCAUAUUCUGAAGGACCUGAUCGAUGUCCAGCUGUCCAAAAUAAUUGACUCUAUGGAGGAGGUGAAAUACCAGGACAAAGAUGAGAUAGUUCAAGAAGGAGCAGAAGGAAACACAUUCUACAUCAUCCUCAAAGGAGAGGUCCUGGUGACCAAGAACGUGAAUGGGCAUCAGAAGCAGAUUCGUAGGAUGGGGAGAGGGGAGCAUUUCGGGGAACAGGCCCUCAUACGGGAAGUUUUGAGAACGGCCACCUGCAGCGCUGACGGCCCCGUUACCUGCUUCUCCAUCGACAAGGAGGUGUUUGAAGAGACAAUUCCCACAGAACACCUGGAGCUGUUUGACGACUCCAAAGUGCUACAGGAGGCAGAAGCUCCAGAGAAGCCGAGUCCCGGCUCCACUCUGAGGUUUAAGGACCUGGUCCCGGUGCUGUACCAGGAGGGUCGCUAUCAAGGAGAUCCCGUCACGCUUGGAGUCGGAGGGUUUGGCCGCGUUGAGCUGAUGACCACUGUGAAUCAUGGGAAAUAUUACGCUAUGAAGCGAGUCAGCAAGAAGCACAUUGUUGCCAAGAGACAGGAGGAGCACAUGUUGUUUGAGAAAAAGAUCCUUAAAGCCGUCCACUGCGACUUCAUCGUCAGGCUUCAUGCUGCUUUUAAAGACACACGAUACAUCUACAUGGUCAUGGAGUUCUGUGUGGGAGGAGAGAUCUGGACCAAACUCAAAGAAGUAGGGCGUUUUGACGAGCCCAUCGCCGUGUUCUGCACCGCCUGUGUGGUGGAGGCCUACGCCUACCUCCAUAAGAAGAACAUCAUGUACAGAGACCUGAAGCCCGAGAACCUGAUGAUGGACAUAAAGGGCUACGUCAAACUGGUGGACUUUGGUUUUUCAAAGGAGUUGGUGCGUGCAGAGAAAACCUAUUCAUUUGUGGGUACUCCUGAGUACAUGGCCCCAGAGAUCAUCAAGAACCAGGGACAUGACUUUGCGGUGGACUUUUGGUCCCUUGGCGUCCUGAUUUAUGAGCUAUUGGUGGGAAGUCCUCCCUUUUCAAGUUCCGAGCCUCAGAAGAUUUAUGCCAAAAUUUUGGACGGGGUGUUCAAGUACCCACCUUACAUGAGUGAGGCAGCCAAGUCCAUUAUCAGCAAAAUGUGCAGACCUCGGCCGGGUCAGAGGUUAGGAAACACCAAGAAUGGAAUCAAAGAUGUCCGGCAUCACAGGUGGUUCAGCAGUAUGAACUGGCACAAGCUGCGUGUGGGUCAGCUCGACGCCCCCACAGUGCGGCUCAUACGCAAGGGCCCCUGCUACAUCAACUUUGAUCGUUUCCCUCUUGAUCAGACGAAGGCGGAGGAGGAGUUCUCUGGCUGGGAUCGUGACUUCUGA
Cyclopterus lumpus (lumpfish) is the source of this 2043-nucleotide messenger RNA. It is a transcript of the gene prkg3, whose product is annotated as protein kinase cGMP-dependent 3. NCBI's taxonomy places the organism in Eukaryota, Metazoa, Chordata, Actinopteri, Perciformes, Cyclopteridae. The record is from RefSeq and is a predicted model, not a curated record. Gene Ontology annotation, molecular function: cGMP-dependent protein kinase activity; ATP binding. Bases 4 to 2043 code for a protein of 679 amino acids. Gene Ontology annotation, biological process: protein phosphorylation. The transcript has 21 exons.